Molecule: messenger RNA, 993 nt
Organism: Rhinocladiella mackenziei CBS 650.93
Lineage: Eukaryota; Fungi; Ascomycota; Eurotiomycetes; Chaetothyriales; Herpotrichiellaceae
Exons: 2
Coding region: 1-993 (330 amino acids)
Molecular function (GO): methyltransferase activity
Source: RefSeq, a predicted model, not a curated record
AUGACUAGUAAGAUCUUAAUCCGCUACUAUGUUUUGCAUUGCCGAACAGAAGCACUGAAUUUGGGUCUCAGUGGCAGCGAUACUACAACCUUGACAUCGUCAAUCUUCAAUUACCGUUGGGAAAAUGGUCGUCGCUAUCACGCAUUUCGCGAUGGCGAGUACUGGUGCCCAAACGACGAAGGCGCGAAUGAACAACUCGACAUUGGCCACCACAUCUAUCUAAUGCUGCUUGACAACAAAUUGUUCCUCGCUCCUAUCACGCCCGUACCGCAGAAAGUGCUAGAUGUCGGCACCGGCACGGGCAUCUGGGCCAUCGACUUCGCCGACCAGUACCCCUCCGCUCAAGUGAUUGGCACCGACCUUUCGCCCAUUCAACCCAUCAAUGUCCCACCCAACGUCCAAUUCGAGAUCGAUGACGCCGCUUCCGAAUGGACUUUCCCCAAAGAAUCUUUCGACUUCAUCCAUGUCCGCGGCCUCUUUGGUAGCAUCCGUGAUUGGCCCGCUUUCUACCGCCGGGUGCUUGCGCACCUCAAACCCGGCGCAUAUUUCGAACAGCUCGAGUGCUCCUGCUACUGUCACGCCGAUGAUGACACGACUCCUCCUGGCUCCCCACUUGUGCGCUGGGGCGAGCUCUUCACCGAAGCUGGCAUCAGGACAGGUAAAACGGUCAACGUGAUUGAUUAUCAGUAUCAGUGGCUGAAGGAAGCGGGUUUUGAAGAUGUGAAAGAAUACCGCUUCAAGAUGCCGGACGGACCAUGGCCGUCGGCGAGGACGGAGGAGGGGAAGAAGCUAAAACUUAUUGGCCAGUGGAGACUAUUGGAGGUGGAAACAGGUAUGGAAGGGUGGGCACUGGCUCUGUUCACAAGGGUGCUCGGUAUGUCUUAUGAGGAGGUGCAGGUAUUUUUGGCGGAGAUGAGGAAGGCUUGGAGGGAUAAGCGCGUGCAUGGGUACACCCGGGUGGGUGUGGUUUACGGCAGGAAGCCGAUAAGGUAA